Penicillium salamii is the source of this 966-nucleotide messenger RNA. The record is from the annotation of a GenBank genome assembly. NCBI's taxonomy places the organism in Eukaryota, Fungi, Ascomycota, Eurotiomycetes, Eurotiales, Aspergillaceae.
AUGGAUAACUACCAGAAGAUUGAGAAGAUUGGUGAAGGUACCUACGGUGUGGUCUACAAGGCCAAAGAGCUCACCCACCCUAACCGAAUCGUUGCCCUAAAGAAGAUUCGUCUGGAGGCCGAAGAUGAAGGCGUCCCCAGUACCGCCAUCCGCGAGAUCUCCCUCCUCAAAGAAAUGCAGGACCCCAACAUUGUCCAAUUGCUGAACAUUGUUCACGCCGACGGCCACAAACUAUACCUCGUCUUUGAGUUCCUCGAUCUCGAUCUCAAGAAGUACAUGGAGGCUCUGCCCGUCAGUGACGGUGGACGUGGCAAGCCUUUGCCCGACGGUUUCAAGGCCGGUGCUACCCUUGGUCUCGGUGAUGCUAUGGUCAAGAAGUUCAUGGCCCAACUUGUCGAAGGUAUUCGAUACUGCCAUAGCCACCGCAUUCUUCAUCGUGAUCUGAAGCCCCAAAAUCUCCUGAUUGACCGUGAUGGCAACCUCAAAUUGGCCGAUUUCGGUCUGGCUCGAGCUUUCGGUGUUCCUCUUCGUACAUACACACAUGAGGUCGUCACUCUUUGGUACCGCUCCCCGGAGAUUCUGCUUGGUGGACGCCAGUACUCUACUGGUGUUGAUAUGUGGUCUGUGGGUGCUAUCUUCGCCGAAAUGUGCACUCGCAAGCCUCUGUUCCCCGGUGACUCUGAGAUCGACGAGAUCUUCAAAAUUUUCCGCGUCCUUGGUACCCCCGACGAGGAGAUCUGGCCCGGUGUGACCUCAUUCCCGGAUUACAAGGCCACAUUCCCCAGGUGGAAGCGCCCCAAUGUCGAGAUCGUUCCCGGCCUGGAAGACGCCGGAUGUCAGCUCUUGGAGUCACUCCUCGAGUACGAUCCUGCACACCGACUCUCCGCCAAACAGGCCUGCGCUCACCCAUAUUUCCACAACGGCACCGCAUACUACUCCGGCCGCGUCCCAAGCAACGGCUUCUAG